Gambusia affinis (western mosquitofish) is the source of this 1325-nucleotide messenger RNA. Its product is annotated as GTPase IMAP family member 9-like. The record is from RefSeq and is a predicted model, not a curated record. The coding region runs from base 72 to 965 and encodes 297 amino acids. NCBI's taxonomy places the organism in Eukaryota, Metazoa, Chordata, Actinopteri, Cyprinodontiformes, Poeciliidae. Gene Ontology annotation, molecular function: GTP binding. The transcript is spliced from 2 exons.
CACCUCAAACAGGUGACACAAAAGCUCAAGGAAAAGGAAAAGGUUUUGAGUCUCGGUACCAGCAUCACAGCAUGGAAGAAACUAUAAGGAUUGUGGUUUUGGGAAAGACUGGAGCUGGGAAAAGCAGUCUUUUAAACACCUUGUCUGGAGAGAAAGCCUUUGCCAUAAACAAUACUGCCAGCUCUGGAACCAGAGUAUGUAAAGCAAAGUUAAAAACAGUCGAUGGGAAAAAUUUGCUUCUAGUUGAUACUCCCGGUUUUUUCGACACUGACCGACCUGAAGAUGAAGUGAAAGCUGAGAUAGUAAGCUGUAUCACAGAGUGCUAUCCUGGUCCUCAUGUGUUUAUCAUUGUGCUGAAAGUGGAGAAAUUCACAGAACAGGAGAACCAAGUCAUAAAGAAGAUAACCGACUACUUCUCAAAUGAAGCUCUGAGGUUUGACACAGUGCUGUUCACUCAUGGAGACCAGCUGGAAGAGGAAACACAUAUUGAUCAGUUUGUUGAUGAAAGUGAGGAACUGAGAAACAUGGUAAAGAUGUGUGGGAACAGAUACAACGUCCUUGAUAAUAAAUACUGGAAGGGAAGCCAGGACGAAUACAGGAGCAACAAUGUCCAGGUGAAAGGGCUUCUAAGCACAAUUUACAACAUUUUUGAGAGAAACAAUGGAGGUUAUUAUACCGGAGAGAUGCUGCAGAUGGCCAACAGAAAUAUUGACGAUGAGAAAGACACGCAAAAGGCUAAUAGUGUUGUCACUGAAAGCAUCUUGUUAAAGGUCUCAGGGAUUCUAGGAUGGGGAAUUUUAGGUGCAUUUCUUGGCAGUCAAAUAAAAUCAAUGACAGAAGGAAAAUCAACAGUGCCAAUAUUACUUGGAGUAACAUUAGGGACAGUAGUGGGGAUAGCUCUGGAAGCAAAGACCAUAGGACCAGGUGACCCAGCAACACCAACAAGUGACAAUGAUGCUGACUAAGCUGAACCACUGUAGAAAUAAACCAAUACCACUGGAUAAUAUAGGUUGAAAGACAUAUUAUAAGAGAAUAUUGACUUUUUGCAAUUAUGGUACCUAAUCACAGUUUAGCCUUGGCUUCUACAUGUUCUAGUCAAACAAAUGUGUCUCUGGAAUUUAGUACACCUAAUUGUCAACUGUAUUUACAAAAGUAUGAAACAGCUAGCUUAGAAGCUAACCUAUACCUUCUCCAAGAUUUUCAUGUAUUUUGCUCUGUUUUCUUCAUCACACACCAAUGUAACAACUGCUUUCUAUAUGUUGUGGUUAAAUGUUAGUUUAUAGUGAUACAUAUGUUUUAAUAAUAGCUGUUAACCAAUUGAGGGA